This is a messenger RNA of Anguilla rostrata (American eel), 1910 nucleotides long. RefSeq lists its product as uncharacterized. Gene Ontology annotation, molecular function: protein serine/threonine kinase activity; ATP binding. The record is from RefSeq and is a predicted model, not a curated record. Gene Ontology annotation, biological process: peptidyl-serine phosphorylation; protein autophosphorylation; regulation of autophagy. Gene Ontology annotation, cellular component: phagophore assembly site; autophagosome; membrane. NCBI's taxonomy places the organism in Eukaryota, Metazoa, Chordata, Actinopteri, Anguilliformes, Anguillidae. The coding region runs from base 96 to 1079 and encodes 327 amino acids. The transcript has 5 exons.
AUAAACGCUCACUUUGGCACUGACACAGACCAGUCUCUGAGAAACUUUGGCAGAGGUGUCACAUCCAGAAAACAACUGACAGCUGUGCAGAAAAGAUGGCAUGCACCUCGCGGCUCGGUGAGGGUGCCUUUGGCAGUGUGCGCAAGAGGUACUACAAAGACCAACUGGCCGCAAUCAAGAGAGUACCGAAAAUUUACAUCUCCGAGAGACAUCUUGACAGAGAGUGGAGCAUAUGCCAAAAUCUCAAUCAUAGAAAUGUGGUGAAGAUCUUGGGAAUGCCGUGGCUGGAGGAGUCUUACUACUGGUGCUUUCCUUUGGAGUUCAUCAACGGAGAAACAGUGGAGACAUUCAUCUUUGAGCGAGGAAAAUCAAAUAUAAAGCUGUCUUUAUCAACCAAAGCAACCAUCAUCACAGGAAUGUCUGAAGGACUGCACUACCUGCAUAAGAAGGACAUCGUACACCAGGACCUCAAACCUGACAAUAUCAUGCUUGAGUACGGCACCCUCAGAGCUGUCAUCAUUGACUUGGGUUUGGCCAAAUUAUACCAAGGUGGCUAUUCUUCCGCUACUGACGGGGGUAACGAGGCCUACUCGGCCCCCGAAAUAUUCAGUGGACAGAGACGAAACAUGUGCUCUGAUGUAUGGGCCAUGGGAAAGAUCAUUGGCGAAGUUCUGCUCGAUGGUAGACUCCCCACCCGCAACCUCUCUUCCGCCACCAUCCAGCGGCUUCUUUGUGAGCAUCCGUACUGUGACCCCGUCGCUGACAUGGUCGAUGGAAGUCCGAUAGAAAGAGCCGGAAUGGCCGGUGUGAUCGGGGCCUUAAGGGCAGCGGGGCAGGCCUGUGGCGGGGGGAGCAGUACGCAAGCAGCUCUACCCCUCGUGAGGGCGGGGCAUUGGGUCCCAAAUGAUGCUAACGCACUUUCUGUGUUGGGUGUUCGGUUGCCAGCCCCCGUACCCUCCACAGGUACGGUACAGCACCGUCAGGUAGAAGCCCACGGUGGAGGCGGGUAUACGCUAGCCCAGGCGGAGUUCAGAGACGGAAGAUUUACGUACGGGAGCCGCACAACAUACACUCCCUGAGUGCAGAAAAAUGGAUUUUAGAAGAUCCAUAGCUAUUUACACAGCUUUUUUUUUUUUUUAAACAAAUAGAAUAAUUUAUAUUGCUGGCUAUUUAAAUUGAUAUUAAGUAGUAUCAAUGAAACCUACAACUUUAGAUUACAUGUGUAGUUCCUUACCCAUAUUACAUUGCCAUACACUGACAUAUUUGAAGAGAGCCAGCUUGCGUCCAUCGACCUUUCUGUGAUAAAAUGGCUUUUAAACUGUUUCUCUAGUGAUCACUGUAGUCUUUUUCCCCUUUAUUUUAAUCAGAAAGCAGAUGAAAUAAAUAACUGUGGUAUCUCUAUACACCUGUUUGGUAGAGGGCAAGCUAACAAACAAAGGGAAGACAACAAUGAAGAUGAUUAUAAUAAUAAAUGUUGUAGUUAAUAUGUGUAGAAUUGUGUACUAGAAUUCUUUUUUAGACAUGCAUGUUUUCAGUUUUGCUGAUGUAAAUGUAAUAUUUUCUUAUACUAACAAUAAUUGUACUAGUGUAACUAAUAUGAAUAUUUCAAAAAUACAAUUACCGAUCAAUAAUUGUCAUUGAUUACCAGUAAUCUGAACUAAUAAAUAAUACUGUAGUCUAGGAGGAGCAAGCCUGGGAGUGGUACGAAAGCUCUCUCAGAAGCAACAAACCUAACCUUAUUUGGAAUUUAGCAUGGUGUAGCCAAUUAUCAUUUGCUAGUAAAUUGAGUGCUUACUGUAAAUUAUAUAGAUGUUCAGUGGGAAUGCCUGUGGGAUGUAGACAUUGUCUUUUUCUGUGUGUGUGGGCCAGCUCUUCUUCUGCAGAAAAAAGAACCUUGAAUGCUGACAGUU